Molecule: messenger RNA, 1956 nt
Organism: Myripristis murdjan (pinecone soldierfish)
Lineage: Eukaryota; Metazoa; Chordata; Actinopteri; Holocentriformes; Holocentridae
Product: transcriptional regulator Myc-A-like
Exons: 3
Coding region: 142-1539 (465 amino acids)
Biological process (GO): regulation of DNA-templated transcription
Molecular function (GO): protein dimerization activity; DNA-binding transcription factor activity
Source: RefSeq, a predicted model, not a curated record
CAGAACCACACGGACCCGCUGCUGCUGGCCCACCUGGCCCACCUCUGGGGAUUAAAGUCCUCCCCUCCACCGGAUUAUCACCGGAUUAUCACCGGAUUAUCCCCUCCGGCCUGUCACUCCGCGGUUAUAACGGCGGCCAUCAUGCCUCCGGUCCUCCCCUCGUCCAGCGGGAGCUUGGAGUGCGACUACGACGCGGUGCAGCCUUACUUCCUGUGCGACGCGGAGGAGGAGGAGGCCUCCUGCCCCCCGCCCCGCUGCCAGCUGCAGCCCGGCCCGGGGGAGGACAUCUGGAAGAAGUUUGAGCUGCUGCCGACGCCUCCUCUGUCGCCCAGCCGGAGAGCCUCCGUGUCCCGCGGGCCGCCGCCGGAGCCCCCGUCCGAGCCGCCGCCGGAGCCCCCGUCCGAGCCGCCGCCGGAGCCCCCGUCCGACCCGCCGCCGGAGCCCCCGUCCGAGCCGCCGCCGGAGCCCCCGUCUGACCCGCCGCCGGAGCCCCCGUCUGACCCGCCGCCGGAGCCCCCGUCCGAGCCGCCGGCCGGCCUCGGCUCCCUCAGAGCCCCCGUCCCGUCCCAGCAGGCCUUCCUGCAGUCCUACAUCAUCCAGGACUGCAUGUGGAGCAGCUUCUCCGCCGCCGCCCAGCUGGAGAGGGUGGUGUCGGAGCGACUGGCCUCCCUGCGGGCCGCCCGGGGCCCCCAGGCCGCCCGGGGCCCCCAGACCGACCGGGGCCCCCAGGCCGCCCGGGGCCCCCAGGCCGCCCGGGGCCCCCAGCCCCCAGGCCCAGCAGCUCCGCUGAAGGCCGGACACCUGCAGGACCCCGCCCCCGUCUGCAUCGACCCGUCCGAGGUGUUCCCCUUCCCGCUGAGUGACCUGAGGACACCCUGCCGAGCGGCUCGGGAACGGGCCGCCGACCAGCAGCUGGACACCCCGCCUCCCGGCAGCCGCAGCCAAUCAGAAGAGGAGGAGGAGGAGGAAGAGGAGGAGGAAGAGGAGGAGGAAGAGGAGGAGGAGGAGGAGGAGGAGGAGGAGGAGGAGGUUGACGUGGUGACGGUGGAGCGGCGGUGGCGGGGCGUCUCUCUGAAGCGCCGCCUCGUCGACGUCCAGCAGCACAACUACGCCUCCAGGCCCGCUGGGAAGAGGGCAAAGGGCGCGGGCACGGGGCCGGCGGGGAGCGCGGGGCCGGCGGGGAGCGCGGGGCCGGCGGGGCGGGUGGAGAGGCGGGGCGGUGGCCCCCGGAGCCGCUGCGGCCCUCAGGCGUGGCACGGCGAGGACGGGGACAGGCGCAGGACUCACAACGUGCUGGAGCGGCGGCGCAGGACGGAGCUGAAACGCAGCUUCCUGUCGCUCAGGGAGCAGGUGCCUCAGGUGGCUCACAACCACAGAGCCGCCAAGGUGCUCAUCCUCACCAAGGCCUCAGAGUGCAUCAUGGGAAUGAGGACGCAGCAGCACACACUGGUGGCCGUGAAGGAGCAGCUGAGGAGGAGGAGGGAGGAGCUGGAGCUCAGACUGCAGCUGCUGAGGAGCACCAGCACCUCCACCCACUGAACACACACACACACACACACACACACACACACACACACACACACACACACACACACACACACACACACACUCACACACACACACACACACACACACACACACUGCCUUCAUAUCUGCCUUCAUGUCCAGAUUCUUGUAAAAAACUGAACGAGGAUCCAUCAAAUCAGCUCAGAGUUUAUUUGCUGCUCCUGUUUCCUCUUGUUGGUGGAACUAUGUGUGUGUGUGUGUGUGUGUGUGUGUGUGUGUGUGUGUGUGUGUGUGUGUGUGUGUGUGUGUGUGUGUGUGUGUGUGUGAGGUCUUCCUGGACCUUCAUAUUGUUUGUAUUAAAUUAUUUUUAUCAUUGUUCUGUAUAUUUAUGAAUGUAAUUGUUUUUCUAAGUUUUGUAUAAAAUCAGAGCAAAUAGAUUUUCUAAAUCCU